Hyaena hyaena (striped hyena) is the source of this 5007-nucleotide messenger RNA. RefSeq names its product polypeptide N-acetylgalactosaminyltransferase 7 (gene GALNT7). Gene Ontology annotation, cellular component: Golgi apparatus. Lineage: Eukaryota; Metazoa; Chordata; Mammalia; Carnivora; Hyaenidae. The record is from RefSeq and is a predicted model, not a curated record. The transcript is spliced from 12 exons. Bases 742 to 2715 code for a protein of 657 amino acids.
ACCCUCCCAGCUAUAAAUCAGCCACGUGGAGCUGCUGCUGCGGCAGCGGUAGCCCUGACUUCCUGGUUUGCUUCCUGCAAGCCUUGCGGCAGGGGUCUCCGGGUAGUGGGUGUGAGAAAGGGAGGGGCGGCCGAGAGCGGCUCCCAGUCCUCCGCGCGUAGGGGGAGGGGGUGGCUGCGGGACGGGGGAUCGUGGAGGGCACGGGUGGUAAGGACAGAGUUAUGGCCCAUAAUUAAACCAAAAGUUUGGGAAUCUGGAAGCUUUAAGAGCUGAGCCGUGGGGCAAAGGCUAAGGACCAGACCUGGGGAAAGUGUAAGUUAGUUCUAGGGUAACAGGGAAUUGUGAAGGGGGUUCUUGGGCACAGUGGCGAGAGAAGAAGGGGGCUGCGGACCGGGAAGGGGGUAGGUGCACGGAAAGGAAGCUUGGAAGAGCGAGGAGCGAGGCACAGGGGUCGGUUGGAGCUCUGCGGAGGCCGCCGGAGGGAGGGGGGAGCGGCGGCGGCGGAGCGCGGUCCGAGCCGGCGAGCCGCGGGGAGGGGGCGGAGGGAAGAGCCCGGGGGAAGGUAGAGCCAAGGGGAGUUCCGGAUCUGGAGCUGGAAAGGGCAGGCAGCGGAGAGGGCGGCAGCCGAGGCUGUAGGGGUGGGGGAGGGAGGAGGUGGAGAGCCGGAGGAGGGGGAAGGAGGGAGGGGAGAGCUGUGGCGGCGGCUGCGCCGGGCUCUGUGUCUCUCGCCGGCGGAGGAAGAUGAGGCUGAAGAUUGGGUUCAUCUUACGCAGUUUACUGGUGGUGGGAAGCUUCCUGGGGCUAGUAGUCCUCUGGUCUUCCCUGUCCCCGCGGCCGGACGACCCAAGCCCGCUGAGCAGGAUGAGGGAAGACAGAGAUGUCAAUAACCCCCUGCCUAACCGAGGAGGCAAUGGAUUAGCUCCUGGGGAUGACAGAUUCAAACCCGUGGUACCAUGGCCUCAUGUUGAAGGAGUAGAAGUGGACUUAGAGUCUAUUAGAAGAAAAAACAAGGCGAAAAAUGAACAAGAGCGCCAUGCUGGAGGAGAUAACCAGAAAGACAUAAUACAGAGGCAGUAUCUCACAUUUAAGCCUCAGACAUUCACCUACCGAGAUCCUGUGCUACGCCCGGGGAUCCUCGGUAACUUUGAACCCAAAGAACCUGAGCCUCAUGGAGUGGUUGGUGGCCCUGGAGAGAAAGCCAAGCCAUUGGUUUUGGGACCAGAAUUCAAACAUGCAGUUCAAGCCAGCAUUAAAGAGUUUGGAUUUAACAUGGUGGCAAGUGACAUGAUCUCACUGGACCGCAGCGUCAAUGACUUACGACAAGAAGAGUGCAAGUAUUGGCAUUAUGAUGAGAACCUGCUCACUUCCAGCGUGGUCAUUGUCUUCCACAACGAAGGAUGGUCAACCCUCAUGAGAACGGUCCACAGUGUCAUUAAAAGGACUCCAAGGAAAUAUUUAGCAGAAAUUGUGUUAAUUGAUGAUUUCAGUAAUAAAGAACACUUAAAAGAAAAACUAGAUGACUAUAUUAAGCUGUGGAAUGGCUUAGUGAAGGUAUUUCGAAAUGAAAGAAGAGAAGGUUUAAUUCAAGCACGAAGUAUUGGCGCCCAGAAGGCUAAACUUGGACAGGUUUUGAUAUACCUUGAUGCCCACUGUGAGGUGGCGGUUAACUGGUAUGCACCGCUUGUAGCUCCCAUAUCUAAGGACAGAACUACAUGUACUGUGCCUCUAAUAGAUUACAUAGAUGGGAAUGAUUAUUCCAUUGAACCACAGCAAGGUGGGGAUGAAGAUGGUUUUGCCAGAGGGGCCUGGGACUGGAGUUUACUAUGGAAACGUAUUCCUCUAAGCCACAAGGAAAAGGCCAAAAGAAAGCAUAAAACUGAACCUUAUCGGUCCCCCGCCAUGGCUGGUGGAUUAUUUGCCAUUGAACGAGAGUUCUUCUUUGAACUGGGUCUCUAUGAUCCAGGUCUCCAGAUUUGGGGUGGUGAAAACUUUGAGAUCUCAUACAAGAUAUGGCAGUGUGGUGGCAAAUUGCUGUUUGUGCCUUGUUCCCGUGUUGGACACAUCUACCGUCUUGAGGGUUGGCAAGGGAAUCCUCCACCCAUUUACGUUGGGUCUUCUCCAACUCUGAAGAAUUAUGUUCGAGUCGUAGAGGUUUGGUGGGAUGAAUAUAAGGACUACUUCUAUGCCAGUCGUCCUGAAUCAAAGGCAUUAGCAUAUGGGGAUAUAUCUGAGCUGAAAAAAUUUCGAGAGGAUCACAACUGCAAAAGUUUCAAGUGGUUCAUGGAAGAAAUAGCUUACGACAUAACUUCACACUACCCUUUGCCACCCAAAAAUGUCGACUGGGGAGAAAUCAGAGGCCUCGAAACUGUUUACUGCAUUGAUAGCAUGGGGAAAACAAACGGAGGCUUUGUUGAACUAGGACCCUGCCACCGGAUGGGAGGGAAUCAGCUUUUUCGAAUCAACGAAGCUAAUCAACUCAUGCAAUAUGACCAGUGUUUGACAAAGGGGCCUGAUGGGUCAAAAAUUAUGAUUACACACUGUAACCUAAAUGAAUUUAAAGAAUGGCAGUACUUCAAGAACCUACACAGAUUCACUCACAUUCCUUCAGGAAAGUGCUUAGAUCGCUCAGACGUCCUACAUCAAGUGUUCAUCUCCAAUUGCGACUCCAGUAAAAUGACUCAAAAGUGGGAAAUGAAUAACAUCCAUAGUGUUUAGAAAGAAUAAAAGAAACCAAUAACCUACCUACUGACACGUAAAUUGAUACAGGACUGAAAACCGCCUGAAACCUGCUGCAACUAUUAUUAAACUCUGUACAGCUCCAAACCCAGAACCUCCUGAUCAGUUUGAAGGACGUUGAUAAACUGUGAUUUUACAAUAACAUUAUCAUCUGCAGUUACUGUUUACAAAACUGCUUUUACCUUAAACUUCGUAGAUGUUUACAUCUUUUUUUGUUUUGUUUUAAGAUGAUAUUGGUAAUUUGUGCAUUUAGCUCUGGUUUAAUUAGAACAGAGUGAAAAGCAUUGUUGUCUUCUUUGGGAUUACACUCAGGGGUCUGAAAGGCAGUUUGAUUUUUUUUUUCUUUAACACACUUGAAAAAAGGUUGGAGUAACCAGACUUUCGUAUAUAACUUGGUGAUUAUCAACCUGUUGUGUCUUUAUUUAAUUUUACAUCUUUAUGAAGCACUGCCACAGGUUCUUAGCCACGGUGGCCUUCCUUCACAGUCAUGCUGCUUUCUUGAAAGGUGAAUUUCAACACAUUUAGUGCCUCUUUCAUUUCUCAGUAUAUAUUUCAAGAGCUUUUGAUGAAAUUUAUAGGUUGGUAUUGAUGGAAUUGUCAUCUGUAGGAGGAGUCCUUUUAUUACUCAGAAAUGAAUUUACAUGCUACCAUUUGCUCUGAAAUUGAAUGUUGUAUAGCUUGAGAAAGAAAAGACAGUCUGGAACGUCCCAAGGCUAUUUCAUAGGUUGAAGAUUGUGUAUGGCAUUAACUCCCUUCCCUGCUGGCAUUCCCAAUGCUCUCUGUUGAUACUGACUCCCAAGAUAGCCAAGAGGGUCUACCAACUAGAGAAUUGUCCACUGACAUCUGGGAUUUACUUUUCCCUAGAACCUGUCACUAUAGAAAACUAUAAAUAAUUCUCAGUUUCAAAACCUUGAAUUACUGAGGGGGUAACAAAAAUAACAAAACACCACUGUAAACACAUCAAAGGUUCAUUCUGACCAAGGUAGGAAUUUCCGAGCCCUUGUUAGAUUAAGCCUUACUAAAACUCCUGUGCAUUAUUAACCUAAGCUGUGCAACCUGUGAAGCUGUGAGUGGAUGUUUCAUGUAUAUCUUCAUCCAAAUGAAAUUCCCUACACAUCUUUUAAAUUAAAAAAAAAUCUAUUUAAAAAUACAGUUCAUUAACAAAUAUGAACUUCUGUUAGGUUAUAUUUUGGUUCUUUAGUGUUUCUUAAUUUUUUUUUUAGGAAGCAUAUUUCUAUUAGUAUUUUUCCAGUGAAAAAGAAGACUUGUUUGGAUUUAAACAUUUAUUAAGAUAGGACUUACUGUAGGAAAACCAAGUGCAAGUGGUCAAUUCAAUUCUAAUUUCUAAAUAGUCUUUUGUUACCCAAAAGAUUAAAAUGCUACAUUGAGUUAAAAAAAAAAAAUGGAUAAAGUGGGGAAUGGCAAGUAAAUUAAGCAGUUUUGAUCCUGUAAUCAUGAUAUCAUUUCAAUGAAAGGAAUUUCACAAACUACUGCCAGAGGGAACUACUUUUAAUUACAGCUUUAAAAAGGAAAGAAAAAAAUCUACACUUGUUUAGAAGAAAAGCCUACAAAUUUUUCUUCCAAGCUUAGCUCUUAAAUUUGGAGUCAGAGUUAAACAUCCUGAACAGAGUUUUACUUAUAAUUUUGAACUGUCAAUUUGUAUUUUGCUACUGAUCUGUGAUCAACCAUUUUAACUUCCAUUCACCUCUAGGGAUGUUUAAAAAGGAAUACAUUUAUAUAUGCUGAUAUCAUUGCAAAAUAAAUCAACUAUGAAAAGGAAACGAAGAGAAUUGGUACUUCAAUUACUUGUGUCUCUGCAGAUAGGCUCCGUUUUCCUUGUUGAAUAGAUUAUAACCUUGUUAACUAUGCAUAGGCCUAAGAAAGGUGGCACAUAAACUUUGCAUGUAAAUUUUAAAUGGGUAUUUUGUGCAAUUCAUUAAUACUCUAUGAAAAUGAUUCUAUAUAUUGAAAUCAGAAACCGUACCAAACAUGAAAAACAUCAGAAGCUGCUGCCAUAGGACUAUUUUCUACUGUAGGCUGCUUUGGAAAUAAUUCCCACAUCCUUGCUUUGUAAGUUGAUAAUAUCACUAUGCAUUUCUACACAUUUUAUAAAUUUGAUUUAUGCAGAUUUUGAUACACUGUAUGUUUCUGUAGAAAUUGUAUAAAUAUUCAAAUUUUAUUAGGGAUAAAUUUGAGAAGUUUAUGUAUAUCUUAAUUCUGGGUUGCUUGUUUUUUAGGUGAGAAAAAAAUAAAAUACUGUAUUUUAAUCGA